Molecule: messenger RNA, 2362 nt
Organism: Aspergillus ochraceoroseus IBT 24754
Lineage: Eukaryota; Fungi; Ascomycota; Eurotiomycetes; Eurotiales; Aspergillaceae
Gene: gpi16
Product: GPI-anchor transamidase subunit GPI16
Exons: 3
Coding region: 259-2046 (595 amino acids)
Biological process (GO): attachment of GPI anchor to protein
Cellular component (GO): GPI-anchor transamidase complex
Source: RefSeq, a predicted model, not a curated record
UUUCUUUCGGCCCCUCUAGUCAUGGCCUGGUGAUUAUUCUCAGGUGUAGGUUAAUAGAGCUAGUCGCAGCUCAAGGGAAACGAAUCGCCGGGUGCGAUUAAUCAAUCUGCCCGCCUCUACCACGCAAUCCCUCCACCGUGUCCCAGUCGCAUUAGGACAAUCGCAGAACGACUCUGUGCAUGGCUUCUUCGCCUGUGAAAGAGACAUAAUAUAUUUAUCAAGUUUUCGCUAGGGGACUUUCCUGGCAAGAAUGACGCGAUGAUUCCCGUCUUUCUUUUUGCACUCAUCCUCGUCGCCUUGUCCUCACUUGGCUCCGCGGCCGCAGACUACCACGAGAACCUCACCCUCCAACCACUUCCGCCAUCUUCUCUAUUAGCAUCGUUCAAUUUUCGAAGCAACACCACGCAGAAGUCCUUUGACAAGCGACAUUUCCGAUACUUUCCUCGUGCAUUGGGCCAGAUCUUGCAACAUGCGAACACUCGCGAGCUUCAUCUACGAUUUACAACCGGAAGAUGGGAUGCCGAAAGUUGGGGAUCGCGACCCUGGGAUGGAUUCAAGGAAGGGGGCACAGGAGUGGAACUUUGGGCGUGGAUUGAUGCUCCCAAUGAAGAGAUAGCAUUUGCGAAAUGGAUUACCCUAACACAGUCGUUGUCAGGACUUUUCUGCGCGUCCUUGAAUUUCAUAGAUUCAACGAAGACUACUCGACCAGUUGCUUCAUUUGAACCCACUGGAGAUCACCUUGUCAGCGAUAAUCUCCACCUCCUGCACGGAACACUUCCUGGAGAGGUGGUCUGUACAGAGAACCUGACCCCUUUCCUGAAGCUUCUACCCUGUAAAGGCAAGGCAGGAGUUGCAAGCUUACUUGAUGGGCACAAGUUGUUUGAUGCCGCCUGGCAAAGCAUGUCGGUUGAUGUGCGCCCGAUCUGUCAGGGAGUAGACGAAUGCCUGGUUGAAAUUGACCAGACAGUGGAUAUUGCUCUGGACAUUGACAGGUCGAAACGGCCAAGGGGUGACCAAAUCCCACGACCAGUUCACACGGACCAGCUUGUUUGUGAUACUUCCAAACCCUACCAUUCAUCAGACACAUGCUACCCUCUCGAGAAGACCUCCGAAAAGGGUUGGAGUAUCACAGAAAUAUUCGGCCGCACUAUUAGUGGCUCUUGUCCCUUGACUGACGGGCAGGGUACCAGCGACGAGACUGUCUGCCUUCGUGUCUCCCCCGAACGAGAAGUACAACCCUCACAAGGCGUUGUGGAAACGAAGUCCUCUGAUGGGUUCAAUCGCUGCUUUACAUUACAGCCAUCUACGGAAUUCGACCUGACGAUCCUGGAACAGGAAGUUACCCACCCUGUACCUCUGGACGAGCCUGUUCUUCACGCGGAGAGGACGAUUGUCGGACAUGGGCAGGAAAGGGGUGGUAUGCGGAUCAUAUUUGAAAACCCCUCUGAUAGCGAGCCGGUCGAUUUCAUCUACUUUGAAGCUCUCCCCUGGUUCCUACGGCCCUACAUGCACACCCUUCAAUCAACAAUCACGGGGCGUGACGGAAUCCGUCGACAGAUCCCGACUUCGGAAAUUAUCAAGGAAGCGUUUUAUCGCCCAGAAAUUGACCGAGAGCGUGGUACACAGCUGGAACUCGCCCUAUCUGUGCCGCCCGCUUCUACAGUCACGCUUACGUAUGACUUUGAGAAAGCGAUCCUCCGUUAUACAGAAUACCCCCCUGAUGCCAAUCGGGGUUUCAACGUUGCCCCCGCAGUGAUCAAGAUCGGGAGACAUGAUGAUGCCCAGGCACAACCCAUUUAUAUCCGCACGACUAGCCUUCUUCUGCCAUUACCGACCCCCGACUUCAGUAUGCCAUAUAAUGUGAUUAUUCUUACCAGCACCGUUAUCGCACUUGCCUUUGGAAGCAUUUUCAACCUGCUGGUCCGACGCUUCGUGACUCUCGAUGAGGCUGCCGCUCUGACGGCGCAGACCCUGAAAGGUCGGCUAACCGGUCAGAUAGUCGCCCUACGUGAUAGGAUCCGUGGAAAGAAUUCCAAGGUUGAGUGAACCCAUUUAUACUCGAUAUUCAAAGAAAACGCACAUGUACAUUAUCAAGGUUGAUCUGCUCGUGUCGAAGCAUGGGAUAGUCAUGAAUCAUUCCUACUUAAUAAUUAUCAAAUAUCACCAACAGCAGCGGUCGAAGCAUGGGGUAUGAUUUAUGUAGGUAGAUGAAUUUGGUUUCUGAAGAAAUACAAAACGAAUGGGAUGUGAAUUUUAUCAAGCCAUAACAAGAGGAAUGGACUUGGUGGUAUCCUCACAGACACAGCAUUUUUGGGGGGGGAAUAAACAUGAACAAUCUGCGUUAAAUCAUAAACAUCCGGGG